Messenger RNA from Meloidogyne enterolobii, 3136 nucleotides. The record is from the annotation of a GenBank genome assembly. NCBI's taxonomy places the organism in Eukaryota, Metazoa, Nematoda, Chromadorea, Rhabditida, Meloidogynidae.
UUGGUAUUUUGUCGAUGAGAGCCCUGAUUUAUCAUUAAUUACUAUGUUUUCCUCCUCUUCCUCUUCAUAUAUCCCCUCAUUUCUCCCCUCUUAUUUGCCUUAUUGGCAACAACAUUUAAAUUCUUCCAAUUCCUCUACUACUUCCUCAAUGUUUGUUUUUCUUUCAUCAAAUAAUAAUUCUUUAUCGUAUCUUAACAAUAAUUAUCAACCAAUUUGUUAUUAUGGAUUAAUACAACAUAAUAAUAAUUUAUUAAAUAUAAGAGGAGGAGUUCCUUUCCUUGAACCUCCAAGACUUAACACUCGACGUCGACUUUCUACUCGUCAAUCCCAAGAUGGAAGUAUUAUUAGCAUGUCUCGAAGACGUUCACUUUCACAUUGUUCUUCUUCCUCUACAAUUGCUUCUAGCCAUCCACAUAGAUAUUCUUCUGUUAAUGUUAAUCAACAACUUCAAGAACAACAACAAAUCAAUCCAAUAAAUAAUCAAAACCCCUCUAUGACAACUUCAACGAGCGAAUAUGGGACUUUAAGAAGAAUUCCUGCAAAUACAGUUCAACAUCAACAACCGGGAUUUGAACCAAAUACUCCACGUAUUUUAGUUAUUCCAAGGGGGCCUAAAGGUUUUGGAUUUAUUUUGCGUGGAGCUAGAUGUAAAGAAUUUUUUAGAAAAUAUUCUCUUAUUAAUACCAUUUCAGAUGCAGAUUCAAUGCAAUUAGAUUUUCGUCCAACAUUAACAAUUCCAGCACUUCAAUUCUUUGAAGGUGUAGAUAUGCAAGGAAUGGCAAUGCGCGCUGGCCUUAGACCUGGAGAUUUUUUACUUGAAAUUAAUGGAGUGGAUGUUAGGGCAGCAAGUCAUGAACAAGUUGUUGAAUUGAUACAUCAAUGUGGAGAUACAAUUACAUUAAAAGUUGUGACAAUAGAUGUUGAUCUUUUGGCAAGAGAACAACAAUUACAAAAUACUCAACAUUUACAACAACAAAUAUAUGCUAGUAGUUCGGGUAUUAAUUAUGCAACUUUUGGGAGGAGAAAUCAUUCUGUACCAAGACUUAACGGUUCUUCUACAACAGAAAAUCCAGCAAAUUUACCCCCUCCGCCUCCUCCCCCUCCACAACGUGAUCCAUCAACAACUCUUUCUUUUGGUCGUCGUUCAUUUGCAGCUUCACAAUUCACUGCUGCAGUAGAUGUCCAUAAUUAUUCUCCAAAUAAUUCAACACUUCCUUGUGAUGUUCUCCCAAAUUCUUCUGUUACUUUUCCGCAACAACAAUUAACUUAUGUACCAAUAGAACAACAAACUCGUUGUGCUUCUGUUAAAUUAACUAAAUCUGUUCGUCGUAUUUCUGCUGCAGAAUUAGAGCAUUUAAUGGUACAACAAGGAAGUAGUAAUUCUUCUGAUCAACAAAAACAACAAAUUGUUGAACAACAAAAUAAUAAUGUUGGAAUACCAAAAAAGUUUACUUCAGUAGCUGAAAUGAAAAGACGUAAACAACAGAGUGUUCGGAAUUCAAAUAAUAAUAAUGAUCAAAAUCAACUAAUGAAAAGUUCAAUUUCAACACCAGAUUUACAAGCAGCUGAAGGAAAUGAAAAUAAUAUUUAUUCUGAAAAUAAAAACAAAAUAAUUUUAAGACCAAAAACUCCCCCACCCCCACCUCCACAAAGUUUGUGGAAAAAUUCUAUUAAUUUACGAGGAACAGAAGAAGAAGAAGGGGAACAACAACAAUUAACUCCUCCUCCUUCACAAAAUUCUAAUAAUAAUACUUCUGCUCCAAUUUAUGCCUCUACUGUUGUUGUUGUUCCUUCUUUGCCCCAACAAAAUAAUAAAUCUGGAGGAGGACCACCAGCCCCUCCACCCCCACCCCCUAUUAAUUUAUUACAAAAACAUUCACAACCAAGUACUUCUUCAAUAACACCUACUAAACCUUUACAACCAAAAAAGCAACCAGAAACUACAAAUUCUGCUCCAGCUAGUGGAAUAAGUGCUGAAACACUUCGUUCUGUUCGUUUAAGACCUGUCAAACAAACUUCCCCGACAAAAAAUGAAAAUAAAAAUAUUCAACAAAAUUUAAAAACUUCUUUAAAUGAAGGAAAUGAAGGAGGAAAAAUAGCCCCUCCAAUAGAUUUUAAUUCCGAUUUACGUUCUGCUUUAGCUAGAAGACGGUCAAAAGUAAGAAUUGUUGAAGAAACAAGUGAAAGUGGUGGAAGUGGGAAUGAGGAUAAUAAUUUAAAAAAUAAUAAAAUUGUUGUUAAUAAUAUUGAAAAUAAUAAUGGAAAAGGACAACAACAAAAUGUUGGAAAUGGAGGAAUAAAUAAUAAUGGAGGAGGAGGAGGAAUAUUAACUGGUCGAUAUAAUGGAGGUCUUAGUCUUCGUGAAUCUGUUUUAGAAAAUGUUAGUGGUGCUGCAGCCAAAUGUGGACAUGUUGGAGGUAAAAUGACAGCAAAUACUUCUUCACAUUCCCCACCAGGAGGAUUUAUUGGAACAAAAAAGGAUAGCGGAUAUACUUCUUCGAGAACAUCUUUAGAGCCUAGUGAAUGUGGAGAUUGUGAAAAUAAUAAUGGAAAUGGGGCAACAAUUGUAGCAUCUUCUUUAGUUAAUACACAACAUUCUUUACCUGUUAAACACAGAGUUAAUGUUUUGAGUCAACAAUUAAUUGACCAACAAACAUCGACACAAUCACCUUUAUUAACAGGAAAUAAUAAUAAAUCUUUUUGUCCAGAAAGAGACAACAACAGUAUCGGCUCUUUUUUGCGAAUACCAGCUGUAGAUUAUGAUGACCAAUCAGAAAAUUCUUCUAUAAAUUCAAAUAAUCAUUUAGUAGAAGAACAACAACCAUCUUCUUCUUCUAAUCAGUCUACUCCUAAAGGAGAAAAAGAAAUAAUCAAAUCUUCUAUGAAAGAAGAAAUUGGAUUUAAAAAACAAAAUACAGGAGAAUUUAAACAAAAAGCAAUAAAAGAAUGGAGUUGUUUGGAUGUUUGUGAAUGGCUUGAAUAUUUAGAAUUGUCAGAACAUUGUUCAUCAUUUUGUGAAAUUAAAGGAAUUGAUCUAUUAUAUUUUGAUCGUUCAAAAUAUACAGCUUUGGGGGUUACAAGAAUUGCGCAUCGACAAAAAAUGGAAAAAUCAAUUAAAGAUUUUAAAGAAAAAUAA